Molecule: messenger RNA, 2420 nt
Organism: Vitis vinifera (wine grape)
Lineage: Eukaryota; Viridiplantae; Streptophyta; Magnoliopsida; Vitales; Vitaceae
Product: leucine-rich repeat receptor-like protein kinase PXC1
Exons: 2
Coding region: 180-2231 (683 amino acids)
Biological process (GO): protein phosphorylation
Molecular function (GO): ATP binding; protein binding; protein kinase activity
Source: RefSeq, a predicted model, not a curated record
AAUCAUAACCACACCCACUGUUAAGUAAGACAGAAAACCAUGAACAUAAGUAUAGAGAGAGAGAAGGGGGGAGAGAUGGGGACGGGGUCUCUCUCCCUACGAUUCAACUUUUCUUAAACCCCAUAUUUUUAAAACACUCUCCACCACCCUCUUCCCGCCCAACUCCUCCCACUUAACACAUGGAGUUUUAUGCGUUGCCUUUCUCCCUCUCCUUCCUCUCUCUUUCUUUCUCUCUCCUUCUCCUCCUCUCACCCUCUCUGUCUCUCUCUAACGAUACCUUUGCACUCUCUCAGUUCCGCUCUCAGACCGACGUCCAUGGCACUCUCAUCUCCAACUGGACCGGCGCUGACGCCUGCUCUGGCGUGUGGCGUGGCGUCCGUUGUUUCGAUGGUCGAGUCGCCGUUCUUUCUCUACCUUCUUUAUCUCUCCGUGGCCCCAUAGACGCCCUCUCCGGUCUCAACCAGCUACGAAUUCUUGAUCUUCAGGGCAACCGUCUAAACGGCACUGUUUUGCCCAUCGCUAAUUGCACCAAUCUCAAACUUGUGUACCUCGCUGGAAACGACUUUUCCGGUGAAAUUCCGCCAGAUUUUUCCUCACUCAGGCGAUUGCUCCGGCUGGACCUCUCCGACAACAAUCUACGUGGACCCAUUCCGGGGUCUCUCUCCAGCUUGCCUCGUCUACUCACUCUUCGACUGGAAAACAAUGUCCUCUCCGGUCAAGUCCCGGAUCUCUCGGCGUCUCUCCCGAAUCUCAAAGAGUUGAAUUUGUCUAAUAAUGGGUUUUACGGGCACUUACCCGAAGGUAUGGCGAAGAAAUUCGGUGACCGGAGCUUUCAGGGGAAUGAAGGGCUAUGCGGGUCGAGCCCUUUGCCCGCUUGUUCGUUCACGGAGGCUUCCCCGACGGCCGCUUCUGCCCAAACAGUUCCGUCAAACCCUAGCUCGUUGCCCUCUGCACCAAUAAUUGAUGCGGAGAAGAAACGAUCUCGAAAGGGGCUAAGCCCGGGAGCGAUUGUGGCAAUUGUGAUAGCCAAUUCAGUGCUAUUGCUGGUAGUUGCUUCAUUCGUUGUUGCAUACUAUUGUGGGAGGUAUUCAAGGGAGGGCAGUUCGAAUUCAAAGGCGGGUAGUGAGGGUGGGAGGAGAAGGAGAAGUGGGAGCAGCUCUGCUAGCGAGAAGAAGAAGGUGUAUGCAAGCAAUGGAGGUGGAGCAGACAGCGAUGGGACCAACGCCACUGAUCGAAGCAAGCUUGUGUUUUUUGAUAGAAGGAAGCAGUUUGAGCUGGAGGAUUUGCUGAGGGCGUCAGCUGAAAUGCUCGGGAAAGGGAGCCUGGGGACAGUGUAUAAGGCGGUGCUGGAUGAUGGGUGCACAGUAGCUGUGAAGAGGCUAAAGGAUGCAAACCCAUGCGCGAGGAAGGAGUUCGAGCAGUAUAUGGAUGUGAUUGGGAAGCUUAAGCACCCCAACAUUGUGCGCUUCAGAGCCUACUAUUAUGCCAAGGAAGAAAAGCUCCUAGUGUAUGAUUAUCUCCCCAAUGGGAGCUUGCAUUCUCUUCUUCAUGGAAACCGAGGUCCAGGAAGAAUUCCCUUGGACUGGACUACAAGGAUUAGCUUGGUGUUAGGGGCUGCUCGAGGCCUUGCCCGAAUUCAUGAAGAGUACACAGCAUCCAAAAUACCUCAUGGGAAUGUCAAAUCUUCCAAUAUACUGCUUGAUAAAAAUGGUGUGGCUUGCAUUUCUGAUUUUGGGUUGGCACUGCUUUUGAACCCAGUUCACGCCACUGCAAGACUGGGAGGAUACCGUGCUCCGGAGCAGUUGGAAAUCAAGAGGCUCUCUCAGAAGGCGGAUGUGUACAGCUUUGGGGUGCUGUUGUUAGAAGUACUUACUGGGAGAGCUCCAUCACAGUAUCCUUCCCCAAGUCGUCCUCGUGUGGAAGAAGAGGAACAAGGGGUGGAUUUGCCAAAGUGGGUUAGAUCGGUUGUAAAGGAUGAAUGGACAGCAGAGGUGUUCGAUCAAGAACUUUUGAGGUACAAGAACAUCGAGGAAGAGCUGGUGGCAAUGCUUCAGGUGGGGAUGGCCUGUGUUGUGCCACAACCAGAAAAGAGGCCUACCAUGUCGGAAGUGGCCAAGAUGAUCGAGGAUAUCAGGGUGGAGCAAUCUCCUUUGGGAGAGGAGUAUGACGAAUCACGCAAUUCACUUUCACCUUCACUGGCGACCACCGAAGAUGGGUUAGCCGGCUACUGAUCCUUGAUUGGCUGAUGCUGCUGAAUGUACUACAUGAUUGCUCCAUCACCUACCCCUCUCACUUGCAUCCCCUCACUGCAAAUUGUUGCUGUUCCUGGCCCUCUUCUUCAGGCUAUGCUUUCUCCUGUGUUCCAUUUUGCUUGUAAUGUUUAUAAGCUUUAUGCUUCCUGGUUGUUGCAGGUGGCGAGA